Messenger RNA from Racocetra fulgida, 348 nucleotides. NCBI's taxonomy places the organism in Eukaryota, Fungi, Glomeromycota, Glomeromycetes, Diversisporales, Gigasporaceae. The record is from the annotation of a GenBank genome assembly.
AUGGAACAAGAACAAUUAGCAUUAACUAUUGAAAGUUUGAAAGAACGAAUUAAAGAACUAGAAACUGAUUUACAAAUUUCUAAUGAUGCAAAUAUGAAAUUAAUAGAAGAUAAUAGAAAUAUGCUUGCUGUAAAUCAAAAUUUGAGUGAACAACUUCAAACUUUAACUGAUGAAACUUUAACUGAUGAAAUUCGCUCUAAUGAACCAGAAAAAAUCCAAAUUGAUGAUCUAAAAGAUGAGUAUAAUAAGUCUUUAGACAAAGAAAAAUAUAUUAACCAAAUUGAAAAGGUGUUAUUUAAUGGAAAAAAAAAUGGCAAGAAAGAAGAAAAUUUAAAUAUUUUAUUUUAA